CAACUAUAUCGGAGCUCUACUGAACUAUGGAAAAACAGGGGUGACCCCGACAAUUAGUAUGAUGCGGGGAGAGGGAGCUCAUCGCAAGUGGGGGUAGGGAUUGACCUAAAGAUCUUGCAACUUUUAAUAUAGCGUGGCCGAGCGCCCUGAUUCAUGACAUGAGUGAAGGAGGAGUAUAAGAACAAAUAUACCCCAUUAUAGACGAUCUUCUAAAGUCAAAAAAGUCAAUCAUACCCAUCAAAUCAGCUCUCUUUCGCGCAAAACAAAUUGUGGAAAAGAUGACUACAACGAACGGGACGUCAAAGGCGGAGGGUGCUCAACCCCCAGCGGGCAAGAAGCUUCUUAUUCUCAAUGCCUUCGUAAUGAUGUGCAGUGGACAUCAAUCCCCAGGAUUAUGGCGUCACCCGAAAGAUCAAUCGCACCGAUUCAAUGAGCUCGAAUACUGGCAAGACCUCGCAAAGCUGCUCGAGAAAGGUAAAUUCCACGGCAUGUUCAUUGCGGAUGUCCUUGGGGGAUACGAUGUGUAUAAGGGCCCUCAAAACCUCGAGCCAGUGAAGGUAUCGGGCGCACAAUGGCCAAUCAAUGAGCCAUUGCAGGUUGUGCCGGCCAUGGCGGGUGUCACGAAGAAUCUUGGGUUCGGAGUCACCAUCGCGACAACAUACGAGCAGCCAUACCAUCUAGCAAGGCGGAUAUCGACAGCAGAUCACCUUACAAAAGGCCGUUUAGCGUGGAACAUUGUGACGGGCUAUCUCGAUUCCGCAGCGAGGAACCUGGGACAUACAUCACAGCCAAACCAUGCCGACCGUUAUGCCGCAGCGGAUGAAUACAUCGAGGUCAUAUACAAACUCUUAGAGUCGUCAUGGAGAGACGAUGCCGUGGUCCUUGAUGCGAAGCGAGGAGUAUACACAGAACCCAGCCGUGUCCGGAAGAUUGACCACGUUGGCAAGUUUUAUAACGUCCCAGGACCGCAUAUCUGCCAGCCCAGCCCACAGAGAACCCCAGUAUUAUGCCAGGCAGGCACCUCAAAGUCCGGGCAAGCAUUUGCCUCGAAGAAUGCCGAGGUGGUUUUUGUUGCCGGCCACAGCCCGUCGGUCAUCAAGAAGAACGUGGCUGCAAUUAGAGAGCAAGCGGCGGAAAAUGGGAGAGAUCCUCAGAACGUCAAGUUCUUGACUAUGCUAUGCCCAAUUCUUGGGAGGACGCAAGAAGAAGCCGAGGCUAAGUACGAAGAAUACACGAACCUCGCAUCUGUGGAUGGCGCACUUGCGCUUUUCGGAGGGUGGACAGGAAUCGACCUUGACACAUAUGAUGACGACCAAGAGCUCCGUCAUGUCGAGAGCAAUGCAAUUAGAUCCGCCGUUGAAGGAUGGUCAAAGUCAUUACCAGGAGUUGCGAAAUGGACGAAGCAUACUGUGGCAAAGCACAUCGGGGUUGGUGGCUUGGGAGCAACUGUCGUGGGAACACCAGAAAAGGUAGCAGACGAGCUUGAACGCUGGGUCGCUGAGGCCGAUGUUGAUGGCUUCAAUAUUGCAUAUUCCAUAACACCCGGCAGCUUUGAAGAUGUUAUCGAGCUGCUGCUUCCGGAAUUAAAAAAGCGUGGUAUCUUCCAUGAAGAUUAUGAGGUUGAUGGUGGCACAUACCGCGAGAAUCUCUACAAGAGGCCAGGCCAGUCUGGUCUGCUGCCCGAUCACCCAGCGGCACACUAUAGAUGGCGUGUCCCCGAGGAAGAUUCCCAAGCGAAUAACAAGCGUAAGCGUGAAGAUAAUGAUACGAAGCCAUAGUCAACAAAUGAAAUGAAGAUCUUAGCCUUUC
Messenger RNA from Pseudogymnoascus verrucosus, 1809 nucleotides. RefSeq lists its product as uncharacterized. The transcript is spliced from 3 exons. Gene Ontology annotation, molecular function: monooxygenase activity; oxidoreductase activity, acting on paired donors, with incorporation or reduction of molecular oxygen. NCBI's taxonomy places the organism in Eukaryota, Fungi, Ascomycota, Leotiomycetes, Thelebolales, Thelebolaceae. The record is from RefSeq and is a predicted model, not a curated record. The coding region runs from base 279 to 1778 and encodes 499 amino acids.